AGGAGGAUAGUUGUUUAUAGAUAUGAUUAAUACGUGAUGCAUCCAUUAUUGUGUGUCAAGGUCACUCUUGCUCAUUUACUCCUACUAUCUGCCCCAAGGAGCGCCAAGUGUACCAAAAGCAGCGCAAAUCCUUCAGCACUUCCCAAAUGCAGCACAGUAACUAAAGACAAGGUUGAACCCUGUAUAUAUGAUGGUCCUACGAACAAGAGAUUGAUCCCCCUGACUGCCAUUUUUUCGACUGACAAAGAAGACGUCAAUGACUUACAUAAUGAGAAUUGGAGCAAAGCACACGAUGGCAACAUUCAUUAUAUGUAUCGUGGUCAGGGUUUGUCUGGAUCACUUGGAGUAAAUGACCUAACAUCGCAAAUUCCACAUCAUUCCAGCUAUUGCUAUACAUACGAAGAAUACAAUGAACAUGGAAGUGGAACAAAGACCGCAAAAUUUGUAGCUGGAGACACACAUCUAGAAACCGUAACAUCGCAUGUUGAAAAAAAGUGUAUUCCGAUACCAUACCUGAAACACAUUCAGUACGUUAUGCGAAUAGGGGUUGGAACUCCACCUCAGUAUGUUAAUCCCCUAAUCGAUACGGGUAGCACGAAUACAUGGAUUGUGAGUUCUAAUUGCAAUUCUGAGACUUGUACAAAUGUUCACAAAUUUAACGAAGGUUCUUCCACUUUUGUCCCAAUAGAUUCCCAGGAAAACGCUGAGAUAAAGAUAAAAUUUGGAACUGGGGUGAUAGUUGGGAAACCAGCUUCAGAUAACUUUGAAAUUCAAGGUGAUAUUGUGAAGAAUCAAGUAUUCGGUCUAGUUGAACAAGAGAUACCAGAUAGAACUGAUCACAACGUAUUCAAGAUGAUAAAAUUUGAAGGUAUUGUGGGUUUAGGGUUUCCUGACAUGGCUUGGAAUAGCUCCUUACCCUUGUAUGAUAACUAUUCAAAGACAAUUGGUGCUAAUCUUAUAUUUUCAUUGUACUUUUCAAAUGAUAAGAAGUAUUCAGCAUUGCUGAUUGGUGGUGUGGACAACCGCUUUUAUAAAGAAGAAAUAAAGAUGCUACCGUUAAUAAGGGAAUAUUAUUGGGAGGUACAAUUAUCGGAACUGUGGAUUGGUAAUAAUAAAUUAUGUUGUAGUACAAAUUCUUAUGUGAUUUUUGACUCCGGAACUAGCUUUAAUACACUACCACACGAUGAAUUUUCAAAGUUCAAAACGUUCGUCCCUUACAAAAAUUGUAAUGGUGAUUUGGAUUCCGUUUUAUCAGAGUACCCAGUUAUAAAGUAUGUCUUCACUGGAGGAAUAUCUGUCGAAAUUCGGCCAGAACAGUAUCUAUUUAUUGCUAAAGGUAUCUGCAAACCGGCAUACAUGCAGAUAAAUGUUCCAUCGGCUUAUGGAAAUGCCUAUAUUCUUGGAACGAAUGCAUUCAUGAAGCAUUUUUAUACGAUACAAACCAAGAAUAUAUAG
Theileria equi strain WA is the source of this 1455-nucleotide messenger RNA. Its product is annotated as pepsinogen, putative. Gene Ontology annotation, biological process: proteolysis. Lineage: Eukaryota; Apicomplexa; Aconoidasida; Piroplasmida; Theileriidae. Gene Ontology annotation, molecular function: aspartic-type endopeptidase activity. The transcript is spliced from 5 exons. The record is from RefSeq and is a predicted model, not a curated record. Bases 37 to 1455 code for a protein of 472 amino acids.